Molecule: messenger RNA, 1068 nt
Organism: Ylistrum balloti
Lineage: Eukaryota; Metazoa; Mollusca; Bivalvia; Pectinida; Pectinidae
Product: protein Wnt-8b-like
Exons: 6
Coding region: 1-1068 (355 amino acids)
Biological process (GO): canonical Wnt signaling pathway; cell fate commitment; neuron differentiation
Cellular component (GO): extracellular region
Molecular function (GO): cytokine activity; frizzled binding
Source: RefSeq, a predicted model, not a curated record
AUGAGGCCACCGGACCUGUCCCGGGUCCAUGUUCUCCUCAUCUCCAGCCUCUGUCUCCUCUCGCACGCUUCUUCAUGGUCACUGAACAAAAUUCUAAUGACUGGCCCAAAGGCUAAUCAUUUAGUGGAUAACUUCACCAGAAACAAUAACCUGUGGACAAAAUACCAGGUGCACACAAUGUUUAUGAAAAGUAUGGACCGAGGGUCGCUGAGGGCAGCCAAAGAAUGUCGUCAUCAAUUUAAAUGGGACAGAUGGAACUGUCCUAUCGUUGACAUGAAUCGCCAGAUACACAAUAUAAGAGCGAAUCGAGAGACAGCGUUUGUCCAUGCUAUAUAUUCUGCAAGCAUUAUGUUUGAUCUGACGUCACAAUGUAACAUAGGCGGGAAUCCCGUGUGUGCAUGUGACAAUUCUCGAAAUGGCGUCAAAGGUGGUCACGACUGGAGCUGGGGUGGAUGUAGUGACAAUAUCAAAUUUGGUGAUUCCGUCUCAAAACACUUCCUCAUCUCUAUGCAGAAGGGUAAAGAUUCGUCAGCAGCUGCAGUUAUUCAGAAUAAUGGUGCUGGUCGAAUGAGUGUCAGGAAAACAGCACACUUAAUAUGUAAAUGUCAUGGAGUAUCCGGUGGCUGUUCUGUGCGGACCUGCUGGCGACAACUUGGUAGUUUUCGCGCGAUUGGAACCUAUCUGAAACGGAAGUACAAAAAGGCAGUACAUGUUAAUUUUUUCGAUGGAAAAUUACGAAAAGGCAAUGAUGUAAAUGGUGUCAAGUUGAACAUGAUUUCUAGCAAACAACUUGUAUUUUUGGAAAAGUCUCCAAAUUACUGCAAAGCAAAUCACAGCCUUUCUUUGAACGGAACAUUAGGGAGGCAAUGUUCCAGGAAUAAAGUUGGUGUUAAACAAAGUGCGGCUGAGCGAAAGAGUUGUCGGACUUUGUGCAGGGCUUGUGGUUUACGCGUGAAGCAUGAAGUAGUUACUAUUAAGACAACGUGCAACUGUCGCUUCCAUUGGUGCUGUUAUGUGGCCUGCUUUGAUUGUGAACAAAAACAGGACGUAUAUUCAUGUAGCAAGUAA